This is a messenger RNA of Paramisgurnus dabryanus, 5115 nucleotides long. Lineage: Eukaryota; Metazoa; Chordata; Actinopteri; Cypriniformes; Cobitidae. The record is from RefSeq and is a predicted model, not a curated record.
AAAUAUUCAAAUCUGUUAAUACCAGUUCUUUUGUUUCUUCGUAAAAGCAAUUUAGAAGUUCGACAAGACUGAUAUUUUUCUUGAUCAAAUGUUUCAAAUUUAGUUCCCUGAAAGGAAGUGGAAAUAUUAAAUGAACAUCUUGAUUUUCUUUUCCUUCAGCCCAGUCAACAAUGAACUUCUGCACAGAGACUGUUUUUCCAAUUCCGGCAACUCCUUUAGUCAGCACAGUUCUGAUGGGUUUGUCUUGUCCAGUGUGUUGUUAAAGUUAAGACAACAUGAUCCUGAAAAGUCACUACUUGAAAGGAAGGAGUCAGUGACCACAGAUAUUACGUCACCUUCAACCAAUCCCAGAGGAGGUGGAACAAUGCCAGAUUCUGCUCUGCCACCACCGCUUCCACCCAUCACAUUGCUAAACUGUUCAUCUGACCCAUCAAAUUGCUCCCUCACCAACCUCUCUGCAAUUGCUUAUGGUGAUGAAUGCUAUGGCAGCCACUCUUUGUUCGUUGUCAUGGCAAUUGCCUACAGCACCGUGGUACUGUUGGGGGUAGUGGGCAAUUCGGCUCUCAUCCUUGUCAUCGCCAGGCAACGGGAACUUCACAAUGUAACAAACGUCCUAAUUGCAAACCUCUCUGUUUCGGAUCUGCUGAUGUCCCUGGUGUGUUUACCUUUCACCUUCAUUUACACCUUUAUGGACCACUGGGUGUUUGGUGCGGUCAUGUGUAAACUUAACAGUUUGGUCCAGUGCUGCUCUGUCUCAGUGUCCAUCUUCUCCUUGGUUCUGAUCGCUAUUGAGAGACACCAGCUCAUCUUACAUCCUCGAGGAUGGAGACCCAGCCUUAACCACGCCUGUCUGGGCAUCGGCCUUACGUGGGCCCUGGCCACCCUCACUGCCACGCCCUUUCUGAUGUUCUCCAGGGUGACAGAUGCUCCACUGAAGCAGCUGCCCUCAGUGUUUCAGGAGCAGUACAGGGGAAAGGUGGUGUGUGUGGAGGAAUGGCCAUCCAGAGAACUUAAACUUACCUACACCACUGCCAUGCUGGUUCUGCAGUACAUCACUCCUCUCACAUUCAUCUUCAUCUGCUACCUGAAGAUCUACUCUCGUCUGCAGCAGCGGAACAACAUGAUGGACAGAAUGCGUGAGAACAAAUACCGCACCAUUGAGACUAAGCGGAUAAACAUCAUGUUAUUUUCCAUUGUCGUGGCAUUCGCUGUUUGCUGGCUCCCGUUAAACGUCUUCAACGCUGUCAUCGACUGGAACCACGAAGUUGCUAUGAACUGCACGCACAAUCUGCUGUUCUCGCUGUGUCACCUGACCGCGAUGUGUUCGGUCUGCAUAAACCCUGUGUUUUACGGGUUCCUUAAUCGCAACUUCCAGCAUGAUCUACGGGCCUUCCGACUCUGCAAGAUUGCAUCGUUACGAGACAACGAAUAUGAUAUGGUUGCCAUGUCCACUGUUCAAACAGAUGUGUCCAAAAUGUCCCUAAAAAUGAGUAGCCUAGAUCUCUAGUAGUAGGAUUUUCAUUAGAUUUACUUUAAAAAGAAAAGCGUGCAUCUACAGUUUCGUUUCUUGGCUGCAUCCCAAGCGUAGCAAUGGCUGUCACCAUCAUUUAAGCACUUUUGCAGCGUGUUUCCACAAAGGUCAUGUACUUGACUUGAGUGAAUUAUGUCCAGCGAACUAGAAAUGGCUACUUUCCAAGCUCUGUAUUACACGGUAUCAUAAAAUUGUACAUACAAGGUCAGGAAAGAUGCCGAGCACAUUUUUUGCAAACAUGAAAUACCAUGCGUCAAAGGGGCCGCUUGGGGCCAAGAUGGAAUCCGAAGAUACAGAGAAAUCUAACACGGUUCAGAGAUGUGAGUUACUGAGCUUGUGCAUUGUGUUAUUUAAAUAUGAAUGUCAGAAAUGAUUUUUUGAGGAAGGGACUCUAAACUGCCAGAUGAGUUUCAUAUAAUGUUUCUAAAUUGAAUUUCUUUGAGUUCUGAGUGUUGUAAAACCAAACAAAAUUGAGUUUCUUCAUUUAAUCUUUUAUUAAUGAAAGAAACAGAACUUAAAAUCUUGUUAUUAGAAUAUAAACUCUAUAAAUGUAAGCUGCAAGCUAUUGUCCACAAAAUUAUGAAGCAGUGAUUUUUUGUUGUUGGUUUCCUGUUUGUAACACAUUUGGUUUUUUGUGUCUAAAUGUAUUUUUUUUAUCAAAGGUGAUUCACAAAUGCACAAAAAUACUGCCAUUUAAAUGUCCAAAAUUGCUUAGAUAAGAACAGGAAGUGGAUCAAAGCUGAAAGUGCAAAGCAGAAGUAAAAGAAAAGCUUUGUUUGCUGGCUUGUUUGUUAGCUUUAUACAAUAACAUGUUUGCAGAGAUGCACAUUGAAGAGAGGCUUUGAAUGUUUCAUGAAUGCUGUUCAGGUGGCAUUUGAAAGAUAAUUGUAUAAAAUAAAAUGUGAGCAAAAUUCAGUUCCUGUAAUGCUCACUGAGUGUAUGUGAUCUAAUCAUUUACUGUGUGGGAAACUGCAGACAGGUACAGCAUACUAAGGAGAGAGGGUUUAAAGGCAGCUUUUGUGAGUAUGAAUACUAUCACCCACUCCAAAUUACGUAGAAACAACAAAGCAAAUGUGUCAAUAGUUAUAUCAAUGUCUGCAUUGAUUCAUAUUGAAUCUUAUAAACCAAAACAAGCAGUGCAAUGUUAUUACCAAUUUAACAUUCCUAUUCAUUAUCUGUACUUGAAUAUAGCUUCUUAUAAAAAGAGCUGUGAGAUACAAUUGCUUAUUGACAAACUAUCAAUGUAUUUUUUUAGUAUUUAUUCAUUUAUGAAAAAUUGUGGAAAAAUUGUUUGUUUAAGGAUCACUGUGGUCAAAGUUUCUUUAAAGUUUAAAAUUGUAUAGCACUUUAUUUUAUAAUAAAUUAGCAUUUCUGCAAUCAUCAGUUAUUUGAUGUAAAUUUGUAGUGCUUUUUAUUUAAAAUAAAAUGCUGGGUUGUUUUUUUAACUCAUGCUGGGUAAAUAUUGGAUAGAGCACACCAGUGGGUUAAAAAUGACCCAAUGCUGGGUUAUUUCAACACAAUGCUUUGUUGCUUCAACCCAACUGUUGGGUUAUUACAACCCAUAAUUCGGUAACAACAAACCAGCAUUGGGUAAUUAUUUACCCAGUGGUGUGUUCUAUGCAAUAUUUACCCAGCAUGGUUUAAAAACAACCCAGCCUUUUUUUGAGUAAAUAGAUAGAGUCUUAGGUCAAUAAUUAUAAAGAAUUAUAAUAAAAAUACACAUUUUAUAAUAAACAUUUCUUUUUUUUAAACCCAGUUUUUUAAUUAACAACAAGUUAACAACAAAAUAUUUAAUAUGAUGGGUAACAAUGUUGCAAAUUUAACAUUAAAGCUGUAACUUAGCCAGUUUCGGAAGAUGCUGGAUGUUUGAUCAAUUACUUGCAAUAAAUUGGGAUUUGACAAGUGCACUGAAGACUAUGAACUUAAAAAAAUUGGUAUUGUUGUACGAUUACAAUUUUAAAGAAUGUAAAAAAAAUUAUUGUAUGAGAAAAAAUAACCAGCAUUGUCUGUAAAUUGUGGAAUGUUUUGGCAAUUUAAAUAAUUCAUUUAUAGAUUAAUUAGAUAACCCAUGUCAAAAUUAUGUUAUUUGAUAUUGUUUGAUUUGAAUUGUAAGAUACAGUUAUUCUGGGUUACAGGGAUACAGAUAUUUGGUGUACCACAGUGUCUGAUAUUUAUUGAAUGUGCAUGGUACGAUGUGCGUAUCCAGGUCCAUGUUUGCUGUAAAGACUGCCGUUAUUAUGAUUGUUUUUAAAGUUUGGUCAGUUGUAUAUUACUAAAUCUAGAGUUUAAAAAGAUGGAUACAAUGCAAUAAACAGAUUUACAAAGACUAGAUUACAAUGCAAUGCAAUUGCAACUUGUGUACGUGUGGUAGGUCACUUAGAACUGUGAAAUAUUGUCAAACUUAAAAUAACCUUGGAUCGACCCUGUAAAAUAAAUUGAUGCAGCUGUUUGCCAGUAACUUACUGUAGAUUAAAAUGAAUCAAACUAUAAAAUAAUAGCUUUAUGCAAAGCAUUCUGGGAAGCAGAAAUCCUCAUCAACCUUUUUCUGUUUUUCCCUUUAAAUUUUGGUGCGCAGAAUGCUUUUCAUGAGGCUGUUAUUUUACGGUUAUAUUCUGUAAAGAUAAAGACUUGUUAAUGUUUAAUGUUCAUUUAACUUUAAACAAACGGUUGCCUGUAAAUAACAUAAAUUUAAAUCUACAGUAAGUUACUUGCAAACAGCUGCAGCUGUUAUACUGUAAUUUCUACAGAAUAUUUUUAAAGUGUACGGUAUGGUUUUAAGCACACAAAAAUGCUGUAAAGUGAGAAUGUUUUCAAAGAAAAUCAUGAAUAGAUUUUAUUUAUUUACUAAACAAAAUCAAUAUUUGGUGUGACUAUCUUUUGCCAUUAAAACAUUUGUUAAAACAUUAAAACUUUUUUGUUAUUGGAACAUCUGCUCACAGUUUUUAAGGUAGCUUUUCUAGUAUGUUGUUCCAGGCAUCGGGAUGUUGCCACAAAUCUUUAAGGUUGUUUGUAUCUGUCUCUUUAUGUAUCUGACUGGCUAUUAAGAAGUUUUCUUUAUUGUUACAGUGCUUAAGAAUUGUGACAUGCUAAAGCAAAACAUUUAAAUUGACUUUUUGUUGGCAUAAAACAUCUAUUGUGCCUAUAAGAUAUUUGUAUAAUUGUGGUGUACACAAUAUACUGUAUUUUAAUGUGCAAAAAUAUUAUUUUCUGUUUUUGGUGAUUUUUUUGCAUGCUGUGAAUGCUUUGCAUUCCAAAUCAUUGUACACUCUGACCCUAUUCAUUUCACUGUUAUAUUUUUUUCCCUCUUGAAAAUUGCCAAGCCAUUUUGAUGUUCAAAAUGAAUGUUCAAAAUGAUAGUCUCCUGAUGCUAACAGCAAAAUACACUCCCACCACAUACACAAAAACAUGACUUUCAGAGUCAGAACCUUAGAGACACAUGACCAAAAAUAGGGCAACAGAAAUAUCACAACACAAGCAAACAUGUAUUUAUUUAUGUAUUUUGUAGCGUGCAUGAGUGAGUGAGUGAGUGCUGAUGUUUCAGCUAACAUAACAGAAAAGUGAAUCAAUAGGGAAUAGUGUGCUGG